Pseudocercospora fijiensis CIRAD86 is the source of this 1083-nucleotide messenger RNA. RefSeq lists its product as uncharacterized. The transcript is spliced from 2 exons. The record is from RefSeq and is a predicted model, not a curated record. Gene Ontology annotation, biological process: lipid metabolic process. Bases 1 to 1083 code for a protein of 360 amino acids. Lineage: Eukaryota; Fungi; Ascomycota; Dothideomycetes; Mycosphaerellales; Mycosphaerellaceae.
AUGCGCAUCGACAGAGAAAUCCUUGGUAUUUUGGGCCAGCUUACCCUGGUGGUCGCUGGUUCUAUCAGUGCCGCGCUCUUCACCGAGCUCGAGGAGCUGGCGCGCAUUGUUGACAUCUCCUACUGCGUGGGCUCAACGAGCUUCGGCAUCUCCAAGCCAUUCAAUUGCCUGUCACGAUGCACUGACUUUCCGCAAUUCGAGCUGGCAACCACCUGGAACACCGGUCCUUUGCUCAGCGACUCGUGCGGAUACAUUGCUCUCGAUCAUGGCAAGAAGCGUGUCAUCGUCGCCUUUCGGGGCACAUACAGCAUCGCCAAUACCGUUGUGGAUCUGAGCACAGUCCCGCAAAAAUAUGUGCCAUAUCCAGGCGAAGAGGAUGGCAGCACUCUACAGCACGCAUCCCAAGACAUCACCAAAGGCAUUAGAGGACACGCUCCACGAGGGAUAAACGAGCCAAAGUGUCUAAAUUGCACAGUCCACAUGGGCUUUCAUUCAUCUUGGCUCAACACUCGCAACCAAAUCUUGCCAGACUUGCAGACCCAGCUAUCCACUCAUCCUCACUACAGACUGACGCUUGUCGGUCACUCCUUGGGAGGCGCAGUUGCUGCUCUUGCCGCUCUGGACCUGCUGGCUCGUGGCUAUGAUCCGGUCAUUACGACCUUCGGGGAGCCACGAGUUGGGAACGCUGGCCUCGCCAAGUAUCUUGACGAGCGCUUCAAUGUUGGUGGAAAGAUUCCCACAGAUGACACAAAACUGCGAUUUAGACGAGUGACACAUGUCGACGACCCAGUCCCGCUGCUCCCUCUGACCGAGUGGGGCUACACUAUGCACGCGGGCGAGAUAUUCAUCGCCAAGUCUGAUCUGUCACCAGACAUUGCAGACUUGCAGCAUUGUGAAGGUGACACGGAUGGCAAGUGCAUUGCUGGUCAGCAUUCGACCCCAUGGGGCAUUCCUUCGCGCUACAAGCUUUGGCAGCUCUUUUUCGCGCACCGUGACUACUUCUGGAGAUUGGGUCUCUGUGUUCCUGGCGGUGAUCCUCUGGGUGGUGGUGGCCAGUAUACGCACGAGAAAGAGGACCUGUGA